AUUUGAGAGAAGACGAAAAAGUGCAUUGGUAGAAGCAUUGGAGAAGAUUAAGGGUGAGCUUAUGGUUCUGGGUUUUAUAUCGUUGCUUCUGACGUUUGGACAAAACUAUAUAGCCAAAAUAUGCAUACCUGAAAGGGUUGCAAACACAAUGUUGCCAUGCCCUCCCAAAAAUACACAUGCGUAUGGAGGAGGACAUCAUGCACCUGGACGGGGUCAUCAUCUUCCUAAAGAAGGCUCCGGAGAUCAUCGAAGAAGGCUUCUAUCCGACCAUUUUCGAAUUUUAGCAGCUGAUAGUCCUGCCGGCACCUGCAAGACGGGACACGUUCCACUUAUAUCCAUCCAUGGUUUGCAUCAGCUGCACAUUUUCAUAUUCUUUUUAGCCGUCUUUCACGUUAUUUACAGUGCCAUAACUAUGCUGCUCGGAAGAUUAAAGAUUCGCGGAUGGAAGGAAUGGGAAAGGGAAGUUGAACAAGAUUAUGAAGCAUCCAAUGAUGCCUCAAGAUUCAGGCUCACCAAAGAGACAUCUUUUGUUAGGGAUAAUACCAGUUUCGGGACCACCCCAAUAGUUUUCUACAGUGUUUGUUUUUUUCGGCAAUUUUUCAGGUCAGUUAGGAAAGCUGACUACUUGACCAUGCGCCAUGGUUUCAUCACGGUCCAUUUAGCACCUGGAAGUAAGUUUAAUUUUCAAAAGUACAUAAAAAGAUCCCUGGAAGAUGACUUCAAGGUUAUUGUGGGUAUCAAUUCAGUGCUGUGGCUUUCUGCAGUUCUUUAUCUUCUGAUGAAUGUCCACGGAUGGCAAGCUAUGUUUUGGCUAUCCAUACUGCCUCUACUUACAAUCCUAUCAGUUGGUACAAAGCUUCAAGCAAUUAUAGCCCAGAUGGCUAUUGAAAUUCAAGAAAAACAUGCUGUUGUCCAAGGCAUACCUCUUGUUCAAAUUUCAGAUAGAAAUUUUUGGUUCGGCAAGCCGACACUAGUUCUUCAUCUUGUCCAUCUCACCCUCUUUCAGAAUGCGUUCGAGAUCACUUAUUUCCUUUGGAUAACGUAUGAAUUCGGGCUCCAUUCCUGUUUCCACGAUAGUUUUUUCCUAGCCAUAUUGAGAGUUGCUAUCGGGUUAGGUGUUCAGAUUUUGUGCAGCUACAUUACACUUCCACUGUACGCACUAGUUACCCAGAUGGGAUCAAACAUGAAGAAAUCUAUAUUUGAUGAUCAAACUUCCAAGGCACUGAUGAAUUGGCAUAGGAAUGCAAAAAAGAAGAAACCACCAACAAAGCCUGGACCAGUCGAAACACGAAAAUUAGGGAGUCCGAGGGACUCGCCUGAUACUUCCCCGAGUACAAAAGGUGGUGGCGGAUCCAGAAUACAAAUGUCUAACGUAGUGCCAUCAUCCUCUAGUCAGACCGCCAACAUUGUUGCUAGCGUGGACAUUCCAGAGGAAGGCCGGCCACGGCCCGCAAAUCCUGACCUACUUACAGGUCAUUGAUUCAGACAAUAAUGAGCAGAGAUAACUCGUCACAUAGAAAGGAAAAAAUGAAGGGAACAUACAUUGAUGUUGAAAUGCCACAACUAAAACUUGAGAUUUGGCUGCCACCCUGUUUUCCAGCACAGCAUUGUAGAAAAAAUAGGUUUUUGUUCUGAAUUCCAGUUUGAUGCUCGAUUUUGUAAACACCAUUUGUACUAUUAUUUUUACUAGAAGAAAAGUGACUGCAUGCUUGUGCAAUGAAGGAUAUUAAAACCCAAGUGACUGCAUGCUUGUGCAAUGAAGGAUAUUAAAACCAUGUUACACUUGAAAGUUCCUAGUUAAUACAGAUUUUAAGUAUUGAA
Molecule: messenger RNA, 1821 nt
Organism: Capsicum annuum
Lineage: Eukaryota; Viridiplantae; Streptophyta; Magnoliopsida; Solanales; Solanaceae
Product: MLO-like protein 5
Exons: 14
Coding region: 62-1480 (472 amino acids)
Biological process (GO): defense response
Cellular component (GO): membrane
Source: RefSeq, a predicted model, not a curated record